Austrofundulus limnaeus is the source of this 3149-nucleotide messenger RNA. RefSeq names its product TLC domain containing 2 (gene tlcd2). NCBI's taxonomy places the organism in Eukaryota, Metazoa, Chordata, Actinopteri, Cyprinodontiformes, Rivulidae. The coding region runs from base 324 to 1148 and encodes 274 amino acids. Gene Ontology annotation, biological process: membrane assembly; regulation of membrane lipid distribution; plasma membrane organization. The transcript has 4 exons. Gene Ontology annotation, cellular component: plasma membrane. The record is from RefSeq and is a predicted model, not a curated record.
GCCCCUGUGUAGUAGGGCGGGUAGAACCCGUUGUUUGGGUUCUCGUGUUGAUGUCAAAAAGUUACACAAGCUGUAGSAGCGAGGUUUUAUAACAGUGCGGUUUGACAACUGUCAGCGAGGCGUCGGCGCUCACGUUUACCGAGUUUACCUCCGAACGAGGCGCAGAGAGGACCUCAACCCGACCUUCGGUCUAAAUCAGAGGGGAAACGUUUGACCGACUCGGGAUUUAUUCGACUUGGUUGAGCUUCUUGACUGUGAUUGUCUCAGCUGAGGUCCGUGCUUUGAGCAAACGUUCACCGCCUCCUCUCACGUUUCUGGCCGUCAUGGAGUUCAGUUCGGUGAUUUUAACCACCGGGAGCUCCGUGGUGUUCUUCAGGCUUGUGAAUGCCGGUGUGGGGAGACUCCCGGUGCCCGAGCCUGCGCGCAGGAACGUCUGGAAAUGGAGAAACAUCUCCUCAUCCUUCGUCCACAGUGUCAUCACUGCCAUAUGGGCAGUGCUGUGCUUCUUCUUUCAACCACAGAUGGCUGAGGAUCUGAUAGAAACUUACUCUGUCUUUUCUCACGCUUUGGUGUCCUUUUCAAUCGGUGAGAAGCAUUUCUUUGUUUUAUUCUUAUCAGUGGAUUGUGAUUCGUUUCCCAUCCAAGUCAUCUCAUCUUUGCCAUGCUGUGAUUCUCUUCACGUUACGAGGAUAACAGUACACCGACAGCGGGAGGAGGGUCCAGCCGAGCCGAAGCUGGACUGUCCGCAGGAACAGCUGAUCAACCAGGUGAUCACCUGUUUCGGCCUUUCUGUCGUCUCGUGUCGCUACGUGGGCUUCGCCGUGGUGGCCCUGCUGGUGGAGAUCAACUCUGUGUUCCUCCACUUCAGGCAGAUGCUGCGCAUGGCCAACAUGGCCGCCAGCACGCUUCACCGCAUCAACAGCAUGAUCAACCUGGGCACGUACGUGGUUUUCCGGAUCAACACGCUGGCCUGGAUGACCCGCUGGCUGGUAAUCAACAGGGACAACGUGCCCCUCGUGGCGUACACGCUGGGCAGCGUGGGAAUGGCCAUCAUGACGGCCAUGAACAUUAUCCUCUUCUGCCGGCUGCUCAGGAGCGACUUUUUAAAGAGCAGCAUGCGGGACGGCAAGAAGGAGAAGGAGACAUAGUGCUCUCGUCGCUCCUCGUUUGCACCCAGUGGCUGAGACGGACACCUGCAUAUGCAGAUGGAAGAAUGUGUUCAUAUCUGUAUGAAGAACCAAACGACCUCUCUUUAAACUACAGCGCACAUCUUUUGUGCUGAAAGAAACCUCUUCCUGUCAGCUGCAGGUGUAAAACAACAGGAGGCCUUUAUUGCUUACACCAAACGCCUUAUUGUCCCACUGGGUGAUAAACUGAGGACAUGAAACAAAUUCUUCUGCCUCCGGUUAAUAAAACAUCUUCAGCUACAUCACAAUAAUAUUUUAUUUUUAUAUUGCGGUGUUAUUUUUUAUUUACAGCCGAGUUAAACCUGUUAAGAGGUGAAUGACGUGUUUACCGCCAAAGCACCUCGACAAAAGAAAUGCCUGCUACCUCAGAACCUGCUCUAGUUCUUUACCUCUACCCCUCAUGAUUCGCUGUUGGUGGUACUCUGUUCACUCUCAGCAAAUAAAAUGUAAAGUAAGCAGAGAAAACGAUACAGUAGGACAAACCCUUGCUUUGAGUUUAACUUUGAAGAAGCCUUUAAAUGAAGCAGAACAUAUUUUAAUUUAACAUCAGUGCAACUUGUAGCAAAUUUUAGGUUUGUUUUACAUAUUAAAGACAAAAAAAUUCUGAAUAGUUUAAUCAGGCGUAUAGUAAUUUAUGAUUACAAAGUACAAUCAUACUACCUGUACUUAGUUUAAGCUGGUCUGUGUUUGUCUGUAAGGCUUUUUCCUCGUGCAAGCAGACUUAAACCCUGUGAUUUAAGAGGUAAACAAACUGCAUAUUGGCUAAAAUGCUGUGAUACAAAUAGCCUUUUUUUAAACACCACCAUGACUUUAAGUCUGCAGUAGGAGCUUUCAGACAGAAGAGGAGCUGCUAUUCUUUGCAUGACCGCUAGAGGGCAGCACAUUCCUAAACAUCACCGCAGUGACCUCCAACUCCAAGCAGCCAAAAAACCCGCAGAUGUUUGUGUAUUGUAACUAUUUUUUUCCAAGAUCAUGCCUUUUUAAUUCAAAGAAUGUUAAGAAAUAAAAACAGACAUGGAGAUUUUCCAGAGGAACAACAAGCAGAUCUGAGAUCUGUGGACUGUUAAACACAACCGUCUCUUCCAACACUAAUCAUCUAUUUACAGAUCUGACACAAUGUUGAAACAUAUUUUCUUUUGUGCAACAUCAGUGUUCAAUAAUUGUAUGCAUUUGUAAUUUAUUUUUACUUAAAACAAAUUGUGGAUUGAAGAGUAAAAAAAUAAAGUUUAUUAUUGUAGCUAUAUGAUGCAUUUAGUUGCUGAAAGGCGUUUUUGACUGUUGUUUUCUUCACUCAGUGACUGUAAUUUUAAGCUCUAAGAUGUGGUCUAACUUUAUUACAAACUUAUUUCAGUGUAGAAACUGUACAUAGGAAGAAAACGUUCCUGAGGUGUAAACAUGUGCACUUAUUCCUGCAGCCGAUCAGGAGGCAUUACACUCGAAACCUGUUUGAAUUUUUAUGGUUCAGGCAGAAAACAGGCCUCUUGUAAAAAAAAAAAAAAAAUUGCCCCAUUUUGCAUUGUGUCAAGAGUGUUGGUCUGUUUUCCAAAUUAAAUAUUUUGGGCAGCUUAGUGGUUGUUAUGAAGAUAAUUGGUGACGAUUGAAGUUGUUUUUUAAUAUGAUUUCAGAUGCGUAAUAUGUCAAAUUUGUGCAAAUAACACCAAUUGUUUCAGCCAAGUCCAAAUUCAGAAACUAACACCCCAUUUCCCUUUUGUGUUUCUGGCUUUUAUUUCCAAAUACAACUCUACCAAAACUGUAAGAACAUAUUUGUGGCUAACAUUGUUAAUGAGAUUUUCAGGAUACGGCUGUAAAAAAACAACAACUUUGUAUCAUCACAGUUGAAUGGAACAAAAUAACAGUUUUAUUUUUUUUGUGUUUUAGUAAGAAUGUUUUGUAAUUGAAUCUCCUGUUAAGUUUGUAUAACAUCACUUUAAUGUGACAAUAAAGUUUAAAUGAUUUGUCUGA